CUUUUUGUUUUUGGUUUUCGAGCCUCUAAAGUGCGUUCGAAAAAACUCAGCAGUCUCAUCCAUAACAGUGAUGAACUCCCAAGAGUCAAUUCCUGUCAAGUUUCCGUCUACUUCCAACGCAUUAUCGAUACCGGUAGUCGAGCUUGUGACUUUGAAGUUGUUCCUGGAAGUGAGUUUGUAGUCUCUCGCAAAGCUUUCAAGGACAAUUCGAAUUAUUACUAUGUCAACGACUGCAAAGCCAGUUUCAAAGAAGUCACUGGCCUUCUUCGUCAGCAUGGAAUUGAUCUAGAUCAUAACAGAUUCUUGAUUUUACAAGGGGAGGUCGAACAAAUUUCUCUGAUGAAACCCAAAGCCACAACUGAUUACGAGACAGGUUUUCUAGAGUACUUGGAGGACAUUAUCGGCUCGAAUAGGUUUAAGCGGCCGCUGGCUAUAUUGGCGGACCGUAUCGAGCGAUUAAAGGACAUUCGGCUGGAGAAGUUGGCCCGUGUUAAAGCCGUAGAGAAGGAGAGGAAUGAGCUGGAAACAGUAAAAGAUGAAGCCGUAGCUUAUUUGCGACUAAUCAACAAAGUGACGCGCAUUAAAAAUGUUAUUUAUCAGAAAAAACAACAACAAGAACUUGCAAAUGAGUCUCGCUAUCGCAAAGAACUCGUUGCUGUGGAACAACAGGUUGAGGAAUUUGCCAAAGAGGUUAAGGAUCUAAUGGAGGAGUUACAAAAGCUUAAAUCCAAACGUGAUGAAGACGAAAAACGUGCCUCCAUUCUUCAGGAGCAGCACAGAGCUGCAAAAACUCGCUUCGCCGGAUAUGAAGCCGAGGAUAGCCGAUUGCGUGAUGAGCACGCUCACCUCAAAGCCCAGGGUAAACGAACAGUAAAAGCGUUGGCAGCUGAGCGCAAGAAACUGGAUGAACUCCGUCGCUUACCGGGAGAGGCAGAGGAACGGAAAGAGACUCUGAAAUUUCAGUUAGCUGAGCUCGAGGCGAAUCGGGCAAAACAGGAAGCGAUAUAUAAAGAAACGAUGGACAUUUUGACACAGGAAACAGCUCCCUUGCGAAAAAAGAUGGAAGCAGCUGAAGCGGCCUUGGCGCCGGUUCAGAAGGCGGCAGAUAAUGCCGCUUCCAAGCUGGCGAUUGCUCGACAGGAGCUGGAUCUUGCGAUGUCGGCUGUGCGACGGGAGGAAGAGAGGGCAAAGGAGGCGCGAGAUGGCGCUCGGUCCGCUCAGGAUCGAUUGGCGGAGCGCAAGCGACAGUUGGCGGACGCGAAGCGCAACGCAACACCACUGCAAUUAAAGGAAUUGCAAAGGGUGAAGAAUGAAAGGGAGCGGGCUGCUGCCGAGGAGGAGCAACUAGUUGAGCGGGUUAACCAACUUAGGUCCUCUUUGGUGGAGGCUAAAUCCACUUUCCAAAGUGACCAUUCUCGGAACCGUGUCCUCUCAGCUCUGACUACAGCAGUCCAAGAGGGAAAUCUUGAUGGUAUUCUCGGACGUUUGGGAGAUUUGGGUGUGGUUCCACAGAAGUAUGAUGUCGCGAUAUCGACUUCUUGUGGUGCGUUAGACCACAUUGUUGUGGAAACUAUGGAGCUUGCUCAAAAAGCUGUCGAAUAUUUGAAGAAGUACAACCUUGGACAGGCGUCGUUCAUCGCUUUGGACAAGAUGGAGCGUUGGGCAAUCGAAGCAGCCAAACCAUUUGUUGGUCCAGUACCAGCAGCCCAACGGCUCUUCGAUUUAGUUGACACCUCUGCAAAUCCGCGAGUUAAGCCAUGCUUCUACUUCGCGCUCCGAAACACCCUUAUUGCAGAUAACUUGGAUGUAGCAGUGGAUUGGGCCUUCAACCAUAAACAGCGCUUCAGAGUAGUUACUCUUCAGGGCCAAUUGAUAGAGACAUCAGGAGCCAUGUCCGGCGGCGGCAGCGGACGUCCGAUCUCUGGCCGCAUGAACACAGAUGCACAGAAGGCACGCCGUCGCAGUAGCGGUGUUCCACUUAGUACAGAGGCACUAAUCAAGGAGAAGGAGACGGAACUUGCCGCUUGUGAGGUCCGUCUUACGGAGGCUCGACAGGAUCGCGAACGGCUUGAAGAUACUGAGGCUCAGCUGUCGCAACGUAUUCAGGAGGCCCAACGAGUUGUAACAAAAUGUCAGAAUGAGAUAGAGCGGCUAGGCGAAGAGGCAGAGGUGCUGGCGCAGGAGGCAAAACAAGCAGAAGUUCGUGCGGCACAAACAGGACCUUCAAAGGAGGAAAAAACGAGGAUGGAGGGAUUGGUGGCUAAUUUAGAGCGUCUUCAUGCGAGUAAGGCAGAAAAGGCAGACGAAUUGCGCAGACGGGUGGAUGAAGUGAAGAAGGCUCUGGUAGAUGCUGGGUCCGCGAGACUCGCAGCUGUUCGAUCGAGGGUUGGAUUGGUGGAAUCGAAGAUUAAGGAGACAAAUGAUCUCUUCACGAAACUUGAGGUGGACAUUAAGUCGGCACAUCGCAACCAGGCGAAAUGCGAGGCGAAAGUGAAGGGCUACGAAGAAGAGGUGGAGAUCCUCAAGGAGAAACUCACUGCUAUCGAGGCUCGCAUGGUGGAGAUCGAAAAGACUGCCAAAGUCUGCAUGGAUGAAUUUCAAGAGCUCCAAAAAAUGAUCAAGGACCUGACUCAGGGUUUGUUGGCGAUCAGUGAAGGGAUUGAUAAGGUGGAGACUGCAUUGGCCGCCAGUCGGAAGGCUGAGGGUGGAGUGCAGCGCAAGGCCGAAGAGCUUCGCAUUCAAGCUAAAGAGGCUGCAGGACGGGCAAGAGGCUGGCAAAUGAAACUGCGCUCUCUCCGACUCCACACCAUAGAGGAUGAUGAUGAAGACGAAGAAGCUGGAAUAGGAGACAGUACUGAAAUCGAUAGGCAUGGAAGCCAAUCAGGGGAUGAUGUGACGCCUAGUUCCGUAUCCUCGAGUUUGGCUGCUAUUUCCUCUUCUUCGAAGGAAAGGAGCUUGAAGCUGCCUGUUUAUACGGAGGAACAGCUGGCUGAAAUGAAGGUGAACGAAGCUGAAGUUCAUCGUUUAGAGGAGCAGACAGCAUCUAUGGCACCAAACAUGUCUGCCAUCGAGCAAUACCGCAAGAAGGUUGACCUCUACCUCAAACGCGUGGCCGAGUUGGACCAGGUUACCGAAUUACGAUCUGAGCAGUUGCGUCAGGAGGCUGACGCCAAGGCAAAGCGUCUCAGCGAAUUCAUGAGUGGUUUCAACAUUAUUACGACAAGGUUAAAGGAGAUGUAUCAAAUGUUGACGCAGGGAGGGGAUGCUGAGCUUGAGUUGAUAGACUCAUUGGAUCCCUUCUCAGAGGGCAUUGUUUUCAGCGUCCGACCGCCGAAAAAAACAUGGAAGAGUAUCGCAAAUUUAUCGGGAGGAGAGAAGACCCUUUCAUCCUUAGCUCUGGUUUUCGCUCUUCAUCACUACAAGCCUACACCACUUUAUGUGAUGGAUGAGAUAGACGCGGCUUUGGAUUUUAAAAACGUCUCAAUUGUGGGCAAUUAUGUGGUUGAGAGAACAAGAAACGCGCAAUUUGUGAUUAUUUCGUUAAGAAACAACAUGUUUGAGUUGGCGGACAGGCUGGUGGGCAUUUAUAAGACCCACAAUAUUACCAAAUCCAUUGCGCUGGAUUGUGCUUGUCUGUCAAAGCGGUUGGAAGCUGCGGUGGCUGCGAGACUGGGAACGAAAAUUCAAAACACUUCCGGCAGUCAAUGUACUGUAGACAUUUUAACACGAGCUGAUUCCUGCUUUCCCAGUGCGCUUAUUGAGUGCCUGUUAUUUACAGGUAUCCCAUCCAAACAGGCGGGUACGGGACGGCUGGAGGCACCAGAGGAGGCGGCCGAGGUGGAACAGGCGAAGAGUAAUUGCAGUACCGAUUCUGCGCAAACAUUCAUUCCGCAAAUGAACUAA
Hydatigera taeniaeformis is the source of this 3903-nucleotide messenger RNA. NCBI's taxonomy places the organism in Eukaryota, Metazoa, Platyhelminthes, Cestoda, Cyclophyllidea, Taeniidae. The record is from the annotation of a GenBank genome assembly.